AUGGGGGACGAUGCAGCUCUGAAUUGCAAUGGAACCCAGGGCGGUCAUAAGUUUGCACCAGAGGAGGCUGUGUUCCACGAGGGAAACAGUCUUCUAGACAUGAAAUUUACAGAAGAGAUGAAUGCUCUCCCUAUCGAGAAUCAUGAGAAAGAAACAUAUUCACAUCAAAAUCGAAGUCAUGAACCUAAAUUUGACGACUUGAUGCUGGAAGAGUUCAGCUUUGACUUUCUUCUGCAACCGCCACAAGCGUUUGAGGAAACGGUUGAGGUAAACAAUAAAGCAGUGGCGAGUUCUGAAUCCGUCAAGUACAACGAUAAGCCAGUCCCUCCAGCAUCUUCAAUCCUGGCUUCCUUGGAGCUCUUAAACAAUUACAAAAGCAGGCUCAGGAGACUGAAGGGGCAAAAUAUCAACGACACAACCGAGACUGAUUGCUCAGUGGGUCGCCAGAAGUUGUCGACUGCAGAAAUAAUAAGAGUCACUGGAGAAAGGUACGUCCAAUUCUCAGCCUAUUGGGACGAUAAUACUUGCAUGCCUACGCACCCAUAUGGGUUUGGUCUGGGUGGUCUGUCUGACGAAGAGAACAAAGACGUUGAACUGGCUCAAUUUCUUCUAACUGCAGCCGAGAGGGUAAGCUGCGAACAAUACGAAGGAGCAAACAGGAUCCUUUUACAAUGUGAAUUGAAUUCAUCCGCUUGUGCAACCCCAGUUCAGAAAAUAGUCUACCAUUUCGCUCAAGCUCUGCGAGAGAGGAUCCACAAGGAAACAGGAAUGGUAACAACACUCGACGGAUAUAAGAAAACCGAAAGGCACGAAUUACUUGAGAAGAUCAAUUAUAAUUUACCGUUUAUAUCUACAUGCUUCCGAAAGAUUCCAUUCUGUCAAGCAAUGCAAAUAGCCGGCGUACAGGCUAUGAUAGAGCACCUCGCGUCAGGGACCAAAAUCCAUCUCAUCGAUCUUGAAAUCAGAUGGGGAGUGCAAUGGACGGCUCUGAUGCAAGCCCUCGCGGAGCGUCGUCAAAGACCCCUUCAGCUUCUCACCAUAACUGCUAUUGGAUUCGAAGGCAGAAACGAGUUAGAAGAGACAGGCGAGUGUUUAGCCGAUUUUGCAGGAUCCUUAAACUUGCCCUUCUCAUUUAAAGUGGUUUUUGUGACGGACAUGAUCGAAAUCAGGGAAGAACAAUUCGAGAUCAAUGACGAUGAAGCCGUAGCGGUGUACGCUCCCUGCGUUCUGGCGACAAUGAUACCAAGGCCAGAGUGCUUGGAAAACUUGAUGAGCAUACUGAGGAAAAAGAAACCACGCAUAAUGAUAGUGCAUGAGACGGAAGCAAACAGUAACUCGCAGUUCUUCGGGAAGCGCUUCGUGGAAGCGUUGUUCUUCUUCUCGGCUUAUAUUGAUUGCACUGAAACAUGCAUGAAAGAUGAGGCAGAAUGCAGAGUGGCUAUGGGUGCUUUAUUCAGCGACAGGAUAAGGAACGUUGUGGCCAGGGAAGGCAAAGAAAGGACACAGAGGCAUGUGAAGGUGGAUGUUUGGAGAAGGUUCUUUGCGAGGUACAGAGUGGUGGAGACAAGUUUUAGCGAAUCGUCGCUGUACCAGGCAAACUUGGUGAUCAAGAAUUUUGCACACGGCGACUCUUGCACUCUCGGUAAAAAUGGCAAUAGUCUAACAGUCGGGUGGAAGGGAACCCCACUCCACUCUGUUUCUGCUUGGAAAUUCCUCUGA
Messenger RNA from Neltuma alba, 1719 nucleotides. RefSeq names its product DELLA protein RGL1-like. The transcript has a single exon. The record is from RefSeq and is a predicted model, not a curated record. The coding region runs from base 1 to 1719 and encodes 572 amino acids. Lineage: Eukaryota; Viridiplantae; Streptophyta; Magnoliopsida; Fabales; Fabaceae.